GAUGCCUUGCGCUUAUAUGGGGUUUAUAGUUCGGUCUAAGCCGCCUUUUCGCAGCGACGUUCGUCGAUAGUCCGGCGCUCCAUUUUUGACAAGGGUUAAUAGAUAUUGAAGACAUACAACGUUAUAGUAACAUGUCAGCGGAUUCCAAAGUGUCUCAGAGUAAGAGUUAUUUCUGUACCAGGGACUAUCAGAGAGAACAUGCUCCACUGUUUUCCACUGAAACAGAUGCUCACCCAUUAUCCAGCAUAUAUUGGCGCGGAAAAGGUGGCGCCACCGUCGGCGACCCGCUGACUCAGCUGAUGGAAGGCAGUGAUCCUCUCUCAAUGAUGGCCGCCGUCGACGCAGCUGACGACCCUGAACAGCCUGUCGAGAUGUCACGUGACGAGGCGGCGCACGACGAUUGGCCGGCAGCACGGCGCGCCAUCUUGUCCCAGUUCACCACGUCCGAGCUGGUGACCGUCACCACCUCGCGGGACAGCGGUGGUGACACCGUGUCGGUGCGGCCGACGGGGCGUGCUCAGGCGCGGGCGCGGCUGGCGCAGCUCGAGCCAGCCCCGGAGGACAGCACCGUCAGAGACCAGCUGACCCAGCACGAGGUCAUAGCGCAUACGAACCGCAUGAAGAAGCAGCUGCAGGAGGCGUGGAUGACGGACCAGCGGGUGCGCGCGCUCAAGCUGGUCAUCCAGGCUUGCAAGAUGCUGGAGGACGUGUCGGUACCGCAGUUCUACCCCAGCAUGUUCGCCCUGGUCACCGACAUCCUGGACGUCUUCGGCAACCUCGUCUACAACCGCGUCAUCUCCAAGGACCGCGAGAACAGCGGUGCGACGGUGGCGCGGCCCGGCGCCGACUUGGUGAGCGAGGGCGGCCGCGAAACAUGUCGCAACUGGUUCUACAAGAUCUCCUCCAUCCGCGAGCUCAUGGCUCGGCUGUACGUGGAGAUGGCCGUCUUGCGCUGCUACGACCUGCUCAAGCCCGGCGGCUCGGAGGAGGCGGCGCGUCGUUUGGUGACGGCUGUGCGGGGCCUGGCUUCACCGCUGGCGGCCGGCUACGCCCGCUGCUACCUGAGCCGGGUGGCGCCGGCCGCCGUCCGCGCGGACAACCUCGAAGACCUGCUCGCCGUCCUGCUGCACUGCCCGAAGACGGGAACUUCGGCGGUGAAAAGGACGCCAUCGUCGCGGAGCGUCUCGCCGCCGCUUGGGCCCGCCAUCCAGUGGUGCUUGCGCUCGGCUGUCGGCGCAUGCGCACCAGACCGCCGCGGUCGCUUCCUGACCGAGCUGCUGCAGCAGCGUCCAAUGCACAGCACCUCGAACUGA
Messenger RNA from Pollicipes pollicipes, 1313 nucleotides. RefSeq names its product VPS35 endosomal protein sorting factor-like. Gene Ontology annotation, cellular component: endosome. Gene Ontology annotation, biological process: endocytic recycling. The record is from RefSeq and is a predicted model, not a curated record. NCBI's taxonomy places the organism in Eukaryota, Metazoa, Arthropoda, Thecostraca, Pollicipedomorpha, Pollicipedidae. The coding region runs from base 132 to 1313 and encodes 393 amino acids. The transcript has 11 exons.